Molecule: messenger RNA, 3192 nt
Organism: Varroa destructor (honeybee mite)
Lineage: Eukaryota; Metazoa; Arthropoda; Arachnida; Mesostigmata; Varroidae
Biological process (GO): positive regulation of transcription by RNA polymerase II
Cellular component (GO): nucleus
Source: RefSeq, a predicted model, not a curated record
AACCUGAAUUUUUUUAUUUAUGGCAAUUGGUUGAAGUGUUUAAUGAAAAAUAGUAACCAAAGUGCAAUACAUUGUUGUUCUAGAGCGUAAGUCAGAAUAUGAGCAGUAAUGUUAAGUACUAAAUAUCAAAAACAAGAAUUUCUCUCCAACUUGGCCAGCAAGUCCAAAUUCGUGAUUUGUAAAUGUUAAUUAACGAUUCAUGCCAAAGCAGGAACGGCCACUAAAGUUCGCCUGAUUAGAACGAUCCAUGAAAAACUCAUACUAAUAGAGCGAAAUAUAUUAUAAUAAAAAUGGUCAAUGCAUUUUAAGUAUUAAUUCUGGCGAACUUACAAUGGCAGUGUGUCCUAGAAUUGACACUAAAAUCGACCUCUUCUUCCAGGUUUCUGCCUUUAAAACGUUUCGACACGGCCAAAACAAGCAGGCUCUGUUUCGCAGAGCACGAAUCAUCUUCGCCUCGCUGUUGACGACUUCAUUUAGCAGCAUCUGUGGUUAUCUAAGGCUAUGAUGGCUGUUGAGUCGCAUAAGGCACACCAACGUCGAUUGCCUUCAUUCCCAUUAACAUGGGCCUACUCUAUAAUUGGCUGGCCGGCUGGCUACAGUUGCCUUCAGCUAGUUGCAACAUCAGCGUUGGACCAUCGUCGUAAACAGUUUUCAUUUCCACAAGUUGUGGUAUUGCGUUCUCAAGUUGCCUGCCGCUGGCACAUAUAGUAAUGCGUCGUUGUUGUCGACGAGGUUACCGACGUAGUUGUUUCAACAGCCGGAUCGCCUGAUUGCCACCAUACGUGAAGAUGCAGCUUACGCCUGUGAUUAAGCGCUUUUCAUACUUCAUAAUACUGCCCGCUCGUUUAUACCUCCAAACCGAUCAAUCUUUUUAGUGAUUAACUUACCAUCAUUGAUUGUUGACAGAAGCAGUAACUGAUUUCUAGUGCUUUUUUGUCGCGUCUUUGUGUCUCUCCUACCUGUAUGCUGUGCGUUGUGAUUCUAUGCGCAACAAAACAUCAGGUUGCAGAAACACAUCUCGAUGAGGUUAUCCUCUACCCAUUGUCCUCUGCUCGUAUGGUGAUUUGAGCCUUUGAUUGAAUUUGCCGCGUGAUCCGACUCUCCUGACUGACCGACUGAUUACAAUGCAAGCGUGUGCCGUGACUGCGUCGACUUUGUGCAAAGAGUGCUAGCUGCAGUGAUACUUACUGAUUAUCACCUGGACUGACCUCGACAACAGAGUGAAAUCGAGUGCACUAACAACAAUCUCAUCAUGAACCAAUGGGCACGACGGGGCAGCGGUAUGGCUAAAUUACUUCAACGGACUACUCUAAAACAGCGACUAUCAUUACAAAGGCGGGACGACUAGGUGUCUACAUGGUACAGGAUUAGAAACUAGUCUACCUUCUAUCAACUAUCCAUUGUAGUUGUGUAUCGAUGAUCGGUUGUCGUUUACGCUCUUACUAGUCGCUGGUCCUCAGGUAAACAUAAGCCUACCUACCUGUCUGUGUGCAGGGUGCUUAGUGCCUGCUGUGUGUUGCUGCAUGUGGCGCCAUCUGGUGACUUCUCCUCUAACAUUACUCUGUUUUUAUACGUAUUCUCUUGUGUUGUUGUUGUUGUUUUUCUUUUUCCCUUGCGUAUCCCCAUCCUUGUGUUUCUGUUUCAUUUGGUGUCAUCCGGCUUGGGUUCCUGUUAUUGUUGUUGUUGUUGUUGUUGCGGUCUUAAUUCGUCGUGGGCACUCGGCUGUCUUGCGGACCAACAACAAUCGCGCACUCGGCACUCGCUGGGGACCACGGACGGCUCGGUCGAUCGAUGGAUAUCGACUCAUCGGAUGGCCGCCACCCCUUUCCCUUAUCACGAUCAACUCGGCAAUUCCUAACCCAAUAGGUCAUGACGACCUGGUCAGCGCGGCAGACCUAGUUGGAGGCGGCAGUGCAGGCGAUCUCGUCACUGGAGACCUAGUUUCGCCUGGCGAUCUCAUACCAGGCCAUCAUACCGGCGCUCUGAUGUCGCCGGAUGGAACCGUCGUAGCUGGGCCAGGCUCAGCAGGUGGCGCCGAUCUCGCAUCAGUCAACUCGUGUGCACCUUAUCUCUACCGCUGUGUUCACUGCCCCUAUCAAACAAACUACAAGCAGCGUCUGUUUGAGCACACUUCGACACAUCUCGGCGUUAAACCGUAUUCGUGUUCAAUCUGCGGCUAUAAAUACUCGAAAAUGUCGAAUCUUCGACGGCACGUCCGAGAGGUGCACGAAGGCAUAAAGCGACCAACACCCCGCAAAGACGGCGUUCGAAACAGCCCGGCUCAGAGUUCAAAGCUGGUGGAUAAGGCCGCGCAGAUGGCCUACCCUAGUAAUCUGUUAAGUCUGCUUACGGCUUCGGCACCGAAUGUACCAAAAGAUUACCAUCAUAGCAAGGAUAAUUAGCAAAACGAAGAUAAUUAGAGGAAAAAAGAGAAAGGGGGAGAAAUUGGUGUGGGCCAAAAGAGAUGAUGCACUGAGGCAUUAGUGAGCGAUAUGUGGCAAUAGGUCAGAAGUUUCAUGUACUCAAACGAGACGCGUGACUUGAUAUGCAUCCUUACUAUGCAGCAAACGUGCAUUUCAGUCCUCGUCGGAUUCGUCCGUCUGUUAAUCAUACUACAUCUUUUUUUACUAACUAUCAAAUUAUACUAAACAGAUUAGCAAGGUUGUAUAGAGAAGCGCCCUCUUCAAAAACGAUUUCAGUUAGAACAAGAAAUGUAAUCAGAAGGCCUCUUGAUCAUCGUCCUUACGUAAUGACGAUAAUCUACUCAUUUUUUCGUGGAAUUAUUUCCCAGCAAAUUUGCGUGUACCACGCAUAACAAAAAAAAAAAAAAAGAAAUACAAAGGCGGAAACUAUUUUACUUCGUUGUACUUAGGGGAAACAUUAAUGUUGAACUCUUGUGGUAUUAAGCUUAGCCAGCCACUUUAGUCAACAUCUUCCCACCAGUGUGUACAUUCUAUUUAUUAAUAUAUAUAUAUAUAUAUAUAUAAUUUCUAUACAGACAUAUAUCGAUUAUUAUACCGAUAAUAUUAUUGGAUCUUAAGGAAUAAUGAGAAGAAAGGCCUGCUAGUCUUAGCUACGAAAUGCGUAGUGCCCCUUUUGGGUCCACGCCUAUGUCAUUUUAAAAUUCUAAUUUAUAAUAUAAUAACAGUAAUAAUAUUAAAUUAUAUUAUUAGUAGUAUAAUAUUAUAUAUA